GGAUUGUGGGAGAAGAUGGCGGCCGCCGCUCGCCCCCGGGUCGUCCGGGCCCUGCCAAUGUCACGUCCUUCGAUCACUGCAGUAGCUACAUGUGUGUUUAGCAGCCCCCCUGGGCGCCGGCUCCAUCAUGCAGUCACACCUCAUGGGAAGGGUGGCCGUUCCUCAGUCAGUGGGAUCGUGGCCACUGUGUUUGGAGCCACAGGAUACCUGGGCCGCUAUGUCGUCAACCACCUCGGACGCAUGGGGUCACAGGUGGUUGUACCUUACCGGUGUGAGCCAUAUGAUACCAUGCACCUUCGUCCCAUGGGCGACCUGGGCCAGAUUCUCUUUCUGGAGUGGGACGGGAGAGACAAGGAUUCUAUCCGCAGAGCCGUGGAGCACAGCAACGUGGUCAUCAACCUUGUGGGGCGAGAAUGGGAAACCAGAAACUUUGAUUUUGAGGAUGUUUUUGUGAAGAUUCCCCAAGCAAUUGCUCAAGUGUCCAAGGAAGCUGGAGUUGAAAGACUGAUUCACGUGUCGCACCUGAAUGCUGAUAUCAAAAGCCCUUCGAGGUAUCUGAGGUCUAAGGUAAGUAGCAGGGAGGUCCGNNNNGCCUUUCCAGAAGCCACCAUCAUAAAGCCAUCGGACGCCUUUGGAAGAGAGGAUAGAUUCCUCAAUUAUUUUGCAAAUAUUCGCUGGUUUGGCGGCGUCCCUCUCAUCGCCCUGGGCAAGAAGACAGUGAAACAGCCCGUCUAUGUUGUGGACGUGGCCAAAGGGAUCAUUAACGCAAUUAAGGACCCGGAUGCCAGAGGGAAAUCUUUCGCCUUUGUCGGGCCCAGUCGGUACGUCCUUUUUGACUUGGUGCAGUACAUCUUCGCCGUGGCUCACAGACCCUUCCUCCCGUACCCUUUGCCACACUUUGCCUAUCGAUGGGUGGCACGGCUCUUUGAAACCAGUCCGUUUGAGCCCUGGACGACGAGGGACAAAGUGGAGCGGGUGCACACCACAGACAUGACGCUGCCUCACCUGCCCGGCUUGGAGGACCUGGGCAUUCAGGCCACACCCCUGGAACUCAAGGCCAUCGAGGUGCUGCGGCGUCACCGCACGUACCGCUGGCUGUCUUCUGAGAUCGAGGACGUGAAGCCGGCCAAGACCGUCAACGUUUAGUGGCCUCUGAGUCGCCCUUGGUUUUUGGUGUCAUUUGGGUCACCCGGCUAACAACCAGAGCAUCCUGUACAUAGCGAAUAAGAGGCCUCCGUUAAAACGCCUGACGUGAAAUUCCGUGGUGGCACUUUGUUUCCUAACUUAUCAAAUGAGAGAUUCGGCUAUUUAGGGUUUGAGCAUAAUUUUCUUAAAUACAUAUAUUUAACAGUGACAUAUAUAUCAUUUAUUCUCUGAAACGCUGGAGGAUUUGUAUUUCCUUCUGUGAGGCCACUUCCUGUGAAGGUUCUGGAAGACAAGAGCCCCUCUUUAACGUCAGAAUAUUGUGAAGACCCCAAGUGACGUGUGAUUGUCUUUACUGUGCGUUAAUUGAGAAAACACACA
Molecule: messenger RNA, 1524 nt
Organism: Vicugna pacos (alpaca)
Lineage: Eukaryota; Metazoa; Chordata; Mammalia; Artiodactyla; Camelidae
Source: RefSeq, a predicted model, not a curated record